GUUUAGGAGUUGAGGAAAGAAGAUUAAAGAGCGCGAGGAGAUCUCACAGACCAGUGGAAUAAAGGCCUUUUGCAUAUGAAGAUCAGGUGACAAGUUAACUGGCUACCAGCCUCCAAAGCAAUACGCCCUUUCAUGUCACACAAAAAGAAGUGUUAAGAAUUGCCCUUUGAGACUCUGAAGACUAAAGAGUACCUGAUAAAUUGCAAGUCUGUUUGUACCCCAUAGCUGCACAGACUGCCUGAAGUUACAUUUAGAGACUGAAAUCACUGCACCUUAAAAACAAAAGAUUGAGCUGCACUGCAUUCUUAAUGUUUCACCAUCACUAACUGGAUUAUCCUCGUGACAUUGCCGUCUGUUCCUUGACCGUCAUUCUGUGGCCUGCCCCUUCUCUUUAUAUGCAGCCGCUCUCUGUUCCCUGCCCCAAUGAACAUCUGCACUAGGCCCAAGCCUUGGAGUGAUUUACCUGAAGAGUGACACCAUUUAUUUGAAAACUACUAUGAGGAAACUGAAGCCCAGAGAGGUGAAGUGAGGUGCCCAAGGCCACACAGCAAGUUAGAGGCACAGCUAGUACCAUAGCUCAAGUCUCCAGACUCCCAGUCCAGUGCUCCUCCCAUUACUCCACGGGUCCUGUCUCUAAGCUUCCUGACAAAUGCUAGAACGGAAGAAACCCAAGACAGCUGAAAACCAGAAGGCAUCUGAGGAGAAUGAGAUUACUCAGCCGGGUGGAUCCAGCGCCAAGCCGGGCCUUCCCUGCCUGAACUUUGAAGCUGUUUUGUCUCCAGGCCCAGCCCUCAUCCACUCAACACAUUCACUGACAAACUCUCACGCUCACACCGGGUCAUCUGAUUGUGACAUCAGUUGCAAGGGGAUGACCGAGCGCAUUCACAGCAUCAACCUUCACAACUUCAGCAAUUCCGUGCUCGAGACCCUCAACGAGCAGCGCAACCGUGGCCACUUCUGUGACGUGACGGUGCGCAUCCACGGGAGCAUGCUGCGCGCACACCGCUGCGUGCUGGCAGCCGGCAGCCCCUUCUUCCAGGACAAGCUGCUGCUGGGCUACAGCGACAUUGAGAUCCCGUCCGUGGUGUCGGUGCAGUCGGUGCAAAAGCUCAUUGACUUCAUGUACAGUGGCGUGCUGCGGGUCUCGCAGUCGGAAGCCCUGCAGAUCCUGACGGCCGCCAGCAUCCUGCAGAUCAAAACGGUCAUCGAUGAGUGCACGCGCAUCGUGUCGCAGAACGUGGGCGAUGUGUUCCCGGGGAUCCAGGACUCGGGCCAGGACACGCCACGGGGCACUCCCGAGUCGGGCACCUCGGGCCAGAGCAGCGACACCGAGUCGGGCUACCUGCAGAGCCACCCGCAGCACAGCGUGGACAGGAUCUACUCGGCGCUCUAUGCCUGCUCCAUGCAGAAUGGCAGCGGCGAGCGCUCCUUCUACAGCGGUGCGGUGGUCAGCCACCACGAGACGGCGCUCGGCCUGCCCCGCGACCACCACAUGGAAGACCCCAGCUGGAUCACGCGCAUCCACGAGCGCUCGCAGCAGAUGGAGCGCUACCUAUCCACCACCCCCGAGACCACGCACUGCCGCAAACAGCCCCGGCCGGUGCGCAUCCAGACCCUGGUGGGCAACAUCCACAUCAAGCAGGAGAUGGAGGACGACUACGACUACUACGGGCAGCAGAGGGUGCAGAUCCUGGAGCGCAACGAGUCCGAGGAGUGUACGGAAGACACCGACCAGGCCGAGGGCACCGAGAGUGAGCCCAAGGGCGAAAGCUUCGACUCGGGCGUCAGCUCCUCCAUAGGCACCGAACCCGACUCCGUGGAGCAGCAGUUCGGGCCCGGGGCGGCGCGGGACGGCCAGGCCGAAUCCGCGCAACCUGAGCAGGCCGCGGAAGCCCCGGCUGAGGGCGCCCCGCCGCCGCACCAGCUAGAGACCGGUGCCUCCUCCCCGGAAAGAAGCAACGAGGUGGAGAUGGACAGCACGGUGAUCACCGUAAGCAACAGCUCUGACAAGAGCGCCCUGCAGCAGCCUGCGGUCAACACGUCCAUCGGGCAGCCACUGCCAAGUACCCAGCUCUACUUACGCCAGACGGAAACCCUCACCAGCAACCUGAGGAUGCCUCUGACCUUAACCAGCAACACACAGGUCAUUGGCACAGCCGGCAACACCUACCUGCCGGCCCUCUUCACCACCCAGCCCGCGGGCAGCGGCCCCAAGCCUUUCCUCUUCAGCCUGCCACAGCCCUUGGCAGGCCAGCAGACCCAGUUUGUGACAGUGUCCCAGCCCGGCCUGUCAACCUUUACUGCACAGCUGCCAGCGCCACAGCCCCUGGCCCCAUCCGCCGGCCACAGCACAGCCAGUGGGCAGGGCGAAAAAAAGCCUUAUGAGUGCACUCUCUGCAACAAGACUUUCACCGCCAAACAGAACUACGUCAAGCACAUGUUCGUACACACAGGUGAGAAGCCCCACCAAUGCAGCAUCUGUUGGCGCUCCUUCUCCUUAAAGGAUUACCUUAUCAAGCACAUGGUGACACACACGGGAGUGAGGGCCUACCAGUGUAGUAUCUGCAACAAGCGCUUCACCCAGAAGAGUUCCCUCAACGUGCACAUGCGCCUCCACCGGGGCGAGAAGUCCUACGAGUGCUACAUCUGCAAAAAGAAGUUCUCCCACAAGACCCUCCUGGAGCGACACGUGGCCCUGCACAGUGCCAGCAACGGGACCCCUCCCGCAGGCACACCCCCGGGGGCCCGAGCUGGCCCUCCAGGGGUGGUGGCCUGCACGGAGGGGACCACCUACGUCUGCUCCGUCUGUCCAGCAAAGUUUGACCAAAUCGAGCAGUUCAACGACCACAUGAGGAUGCAUGUGUCUGACGGAUAAGUAGUAUCUUUCUCUCUUUCUUAUGAACAAAACAAAACAACAAAAAAGAAACAAACGAAAAAAAGCUAUGGCACUAGAAUUUAAGAAAUGUUUUGGUUUCGUUUUUACUUUCUGUUUUUGUUUUUGUUUCGUUUCAUUUUGUACUACAUGAAGAACUGUUUUUGCCUGCUGGUACAUUACAUUUCGGAGGCUCAGGGGAAUAAUAGUUCUCCCAGUCUCCCUCGGAUGGUGGCCUUAAGGCCUGGUAGUGCUUCAGGAGGUCCACUGGUUGGAUCUCUAGCUACUGGCCUCUAAAUACAACCCUUCUUUACAAAAAAAUCUUUAAAAAAAAAAGUAAAAAAAAAAAAAUUUUCUUUUUUCACUUGUGAAGAGCACUACAAAAAUAUAUAACAAAAUCUAAAAGGCCUACUGUCUUUAAGUACACCGCUUGCAGUGUUUCAGUGGACAUUUUCACAAUUCUGGCCGCUUGGACUUCACAGUAACCAGUUAAAACUGUGGAAUAUCACUUUCUGGUUGAAAACCCAGAGGAAAGGCCCUGCUGUUUUCCACCCCCAACGUUGUCUGAUUUCAUACAAGGGCUGCGGGUGUGGGAAGGGGCGUGGGUUUGGUGGUGUGGGAAAGGCAGACGGCAGGCUUCUCCCCCAGAUUCUGCUCGGUCCACACACCCUGGCCCACCUCCUCCAUGCCCCCCCCCUUUCAGCAGAAGCCAGGAAGACUUGGACAACCAUCAAGCAACAGUGGCUAUCGUAUUUAUUCAGUGUCUUCGCUGAGCCCCAGACUCAGCACAAUCAAGAGGGACUUUCAUGAAAGGCAGGAAUGCAGAUAAAACAAAGAUAUCAGAGGUUUGCACCUAUGUUUCUAGGUACAAGAGAAGGAUUAUUUCCAACAAUCUUUGCAAAAAACAAAAACAAACAAAAAAAA
Messenger RNA from Eubalaena glacialis (North Atlantic right whale), 3796 nucleotides. It is a transcript of the gene ZBTB20, whose product is annotated as zinc finger and BTB domain containing 20. The coding region runs from base 650 to 2875 and encodes 741 amino acids. The transcript is spliced from 12 exons. Lineage: Eukaryota; Metazoa; Chordata; Mammalia; Artiodactyla; Balaenidae. Gene Ontology annotation, biological process: regulation of transcription by RNA polymerase II. The record is from RefSeq and is a predicted model, not a curated record. Gene Ontology annotation, molecular function: RNA polymerase II cis-regulatory region sequence-specific DNA binding; DNA-binding transcription factor activity, RNA polymerase II-specific; protein binding.